UCUCUCUACAUAUAUAGCAAAUUUGAUACUACAACUACUAAACUCUUUAUACGUACGACACUAUAUAUGUGUAUUGUGUGCCCACACAUAAAUAUAUAUGUCCCAUUCUCCACAUCCUUCUAACAUGAGUCAACAACACCAUUCCCCCCUCCCCCCAUUUCCCAUCAACCCCACCCCUCCUCCUCCUCCGCCGCCGCCGCCACCACCGCCGCCGCGGAGUACUAACACUGCUCAAUCUCAAUCUCAACAUUUGCAGCCCUCAAUCGGAAGCGAAUCGCUUCCGUCUCCGAAAAAGGUCAAGACCGCGGCCGCGGCCAGGCCGCCGGGCGGGGGGAAGCACCCGACGUACCGCGGCAUCCGGAGCCGGAGCGGGAAAUGGGUGUCCGAGAUACGCGAGCCGAAGAAGACGACCCGCGUCUGGCUCGGCACCUACCCGACCCCGGAGAUGGCCGCGGCCGCGUACGACGCGGCCGCGCUGGCGCUCAAGGGCCCCGGCGCGGCCGUCAACUUCCCGGACCAGGCCGCGGCCUAUCCGGCCCCGGCCUCCCCCGCGGCCCUGGACAUCAGGAGGGCGGCCGCCGCGGCCGCCCUCCUGAUGAGGCCGGACGAGCAGCGGCCGGCUGAUGCUGAUGAUGAGCAGCAGCAUCGGCCGGACGCUGCUCGGGACGGGGAAGCGUCCGCGGAGGCGGAGCAUGAGUUUAUUGAUGAGGAGGCGCUGUUUCAUAUGCCGAAUCUGCUGGUGGAUAUGGCGGAGGGAAUGCUGGUUAGCCCGCCGAGAAUGGCGUCGCCGCCGUCGGAUGAUUCGCCGGAGAAUUCUGAUGUGGAGAGUUUGUGGAGCUAUUGAAAAAAAAAAACAAGACACGUAAGAUUGUUGUACUAUCAUUUAUUGCAGAAGAUUAUAUAUAUAAUAUACAAAGACACAUUCAUUUGUGUUCAAGUAGGAAAAAAUUGGUUGCAUAAUUCAAUUUGGUUAAAUUCUUGUUAUUCCUAUUUUCCUUUCAGUUUCUUAAUUUUCGGUUUGAAGAUUUGUAAUUGAUUAAUUAGAUUCAAAUCUAAUACAAUCGAUAUUUAGAAUAGUUGCAUUUGUGUUA
Molecule: messenger RNA, 1091 nt
Organism: Salvia hispanica
Lineage: Eukaryota; Viridiplantae; Streptophyta; Magnoliopsida; Lamiales; Lamiaceae
Product: ethylene-responsive transcription factor ERF027-like
Biological process (GO): regulation of DNA-templated transcription
Molecular function (GO): DNA-binding transcription factor activity; DNA binding
Source: RefSeq, a predicted model, not a curated record